Messenger RNA from Erpetoichthys calabaricus (reedfish), 1871 nucleotides. RefSeq names its product UDP-GlcNAc:betaGal beta-1,3-N-acetylglucosaminyltransferase 7, like (gene b3gnt7l). Bases 270 to 1508 code for a protein of 412 amino acids. The transcript has a single exon. Gene Ontology annotation, cellular component: membrane. The record is from RefSeq and is a predicted model, not a curated record. Gene Ontology annotation, molecular function: hexosyltransferase activity. Lineage: Eukaryota; Metazoa; Chordata; Cladistia; Polypteriformes; Polypteridae.
GUGGAGGUGGGAUGAGAUCGACAGAGAAAUGCUUAGACAAACGAAAGGGAGACAAACCAGGAGCCGCCGUCUCAGUGCUCUCGUGAAGUUUAAGCCCCGCUCCCCAUCCGCCUUCUCGGUUCUCCUUCUUUCGUUUUCGCUCCGGUUCACGGCUGCUCGGUCUGCCUUUACCUGACUGAAUGCUGGCUGUCCCUGAGCGCCCCUGACUUGCAGGCUCCAACGUGAAGGAUGCUGUGAAAAACCUCAGCUCGUGUUGGACACCGGGAUCCAUGGAGCACUUCCUACGGAGCAGGCGUGUGUUCAAGACUUUACUGAGCUUGGCAGUAGCCUUCGGCACCCUGGUGAUGAUCCCGAAAUACGCCGAUUUGGAAAAGAGGGUCAAGCAGGGACUAACCCGUCGGAGCCCCGAGUGGAGACGGCCAGAAUCCGCUUUAGUGAAAAGCGUCUCGACUGUCAAGACUGGCUGCAGCAAAAACGUUUCUUUCCAGGAGCCUCCCGAGGAAGGUCCAUUCGAGGCUGCUGGAUACAAUGGGGCUCCGGUGGACUGGGAUGUUCGCGGUGUGGACUGCAGCCCCAACCCGGCAGUAAUGCAGAAGAACUGGUUCUUAAAGCUGGAUCAGCAUUUUCAGCAGUUUGUCCUCUACAGACACUGCAAAUACUACCCGAUGCUCAUUAACCACCCAGAGAAGUGCAAAGGGGACAUUCACCUCUUGAUGGUGAUAAAGUCCGUCAUUGAACACCAUGACCGUCGAGAGGCAGUUCGCCAGACUUGGGGUAAAGAAAGAAAUAUUGGGGAUAAAAAGAUAAAGACUCUGUUUCUGCUUGGGACACCAUCAUUGGACAAUGAUGCAAAAAAUCUACAAAAGCUUAUUGAGUUUGAGGAUAAACUCUAUGGGGACAUCCUACAGUGGGAUUUUAUGGAUACGUUUUUCAAUCUCACACUCAAGGAGGUGAACUUUCUCAAGUGGUUUCAUAUCUAUUGUCCUAGAACUCAGUUUAUCUUCAAAGGAGAUGAUGAUGUCUUUGUGAACCCCGAUAACCUUCUGGAGUUAUUAAGUUUUAGGCGGGACAGCCCUGGGAUGCACAGCCUGUUUGUUGGUGACACCAUUCACAGAGCUAUUCCCAUUCGAAACAGAAAGAGUAAAUAUUUCAUACCUAGGGAGCUGUAUGAUAAGCCAUACCCACCGUAUGUUGGUGGAGGGGGCUUCCUUAUGUCAGGAGCACUGGCUCAGAGACUGUUCAUUGCUAGUGCUGAUAUGGUGCUUUACCCUAUCGAUGAUGUGUUUUUGGGCAUGUGCCUUCAGAAAGUGAAAGUCACUCCAGAGAAUCACCCUGGGUUCCGGACAUUUGGAAUAAUGAAACAUAAAGUCAGCCCCAUGAAUAAUGAUCCUUGUUUUUAUAAAAACCUGUUGGUGAUCCAUAAACUGAACCCAGAGGAGCUUCUUCACAUGUGGAAUUCCAUUCAUGAUGCAAACCUAAUUUGUGCCAAAAAAAGUGUUUUACUUUGAAAAAGGAUGCUCUGAUGUAUUAUUAAAUAAAGAUGACAGGAUUUCAUUUCCAUCACCACUUAAAGAACAUUUAACCUGGUAAUGUAUACUGCAUAUGAUGGUGGGUGGCAGACAGAAAACAAACCUGUGUACAAUUCUGAGGGCUCGCAGACCCUGUUGUUUGGGUCAGUAGUUACUGGUUGCAGUUUACUCCUGGAUGGCUGACAAUACAAAAUGUACACUUUGACAAAUGUUUUAUUUUUGUUUAAAUAUGGAUGCUAUCAUUUAGAUGUACAAAAUAUUUAUUCACUUUUAUGAUUCAGUUUGGAGUUAUGAUACUCCGUAAAUGCCAAUAGUGGAGAGUGGAGUUAAAUCCCUUUUAAA